CGUCGAUCAUUACUUCACAGAAGUUCGUCAGCGCGAGUCUUGUCUAGAAGGAGUAAGUGAAACAAUAUUUAAUCUUGUUGCAAACAGCUAGUCGAAAGUUUUGUUAUCGAGAAAUAACGUCAACUAUUCUCUCGGAAUGGAUCCGAUAGCAAAUAAAGUUGUACUUAUCACAGGCGGGGCCAACGGAAUCGGCUUCGCCUACGCCACGGAAUUUUUAAGAAACGGAGCUGCGCACGUGGCUAUUCUCGAUUUGGCAAAUUCGAACGGCGACGAAGCGGUGAAAAAAUUGGAAAAGGAAUUCGGAAAAGGAAAGGCGAUAUUUAUCGUAUGCGACGUGGCCAAGGCUCAGGAUUUGGAAGAUGGGUUCGCUAAAACGGUGAAGGAAUUCGGUCGACUCGACAUCGUCAUUAACAACGCUGGUAUAAUGGAUGACUCGCGGUGGGAACUGGAGAUAAAUGUAAACAUCACAGCCGUAGUGCGCGGAACUUUGCUGGGCUUCGAGUACAUGGGAAAGAACAAAGGAGGCAAGGGUGGAACCAUAGUGAACGUCUCUUCAAUCUUGGGCAUCAUACCAAUUUGGACUUUCCCAGUUUACUCGAGUACCAAACACGCGGUCAUUGGCUUGACUCGAUCUUUCGGAGAACACCAUCACUUCGAUAAAACAGCGGUCCGAGUAAUGGCGAUGUCUCCAAGCGCAACGGAGACCCAACUGAUGACCAAGAGUUAUGAGAGGACGCUGGAAUGUCUGACUCCUGAUAACGUGAGAGAAAUGAUGCUCCAUUUCCCAUCUCAAAGUGUUGAAGCGGUGGUCGAUGGCAUGCUCCACAUGAUCAGAGUCGGGGAGAACGGCAGUGUCUGGGUGGUUCAGGCCGGAGAACCGCCGUACGAAGCUGACUUUCCCGAUAAACCAGUGAAGAAGAGUAGCUGCUGGAGGAUCGCAAAGCUACACAAGCUCAAAGACGGUGACCGGUUAACGCUGUUAUGUAAACGUUGCACGUUAUCGGAAUACUCAAUUAUACCUUUGUUCAGUUAUCUUUUUUCGCUGUCUACCAAUAGCGAGGUAGCCGUUGUACCGAACGCAUCGUACGCAACAAUGCAGAUCAAAGGUAAAAUCGCACUCGUAACAGGAGGAGCAAGUGGCAUUGGUCUCGCCUACGUUAAGGCGCUCUUGAGUAACGGAGCAGCGAAAGUGGCCAUUCUCGAUUUGGCAAGCUCGAACGGCGUCGAAGUAGCGAAAAAUCUGAACGCGGAAUUCGUUCAUGGAAAGGUGAUCUUCGUCGUGGGUGACGUGACGAAGUCCAAGGAGUUGGAAGCCGGAUUCGCAAAGGCUUUCGAAGAAUUCGGUGGACUGGAUAUCGUGAUAAACAAUGCCGGGAUAAUGGACGACAAGAAAUGGGAGCUCAUGGUUGACAUCAACUACAACGGAGUCGUGCGCGGAACUUUGCUGGGUCUAAAAUAUAUGGGGAAAAACGAGGGCGGCAAGGGAGGCACCAUUGUCAACGUAGCUUCGAUCGUUGGCGUUAUGCCGUCCAACAUUUUCCCCAUUUAUUCUGGGACCAAACACGCCGUUAUCGGUCUAACCCGAUCCUUCGCUGCACCAGAAAACUACGAGCACACAGGCGUUCGAUUAAUGUCGAUGUGUCCGGCCGUCACGGAAACCCAACUUAUAACAAAAAGUGUCGGACGUUCGUUGAGCAUCAUCAAAACCGAAUUGCUGAACGAAACGUUCAGCGAAAUGCAAUCAACGGAAAGCGUCGCCAAGGCUAUGAUGCAGAUUAUUCGCGAGGGAGAAAACGGCAGCUCUUGGAUCGUGGAGAACGGUGAACCGCCCUUUGAGGUCGACCUUCCUGAAAGUUCUGAAAAGUUUGUGCGAAAGGUUAGAUCUUAAGGGAUUAAUUCGAUCGAACCGUCGGAAAUAUUCCUGAAGGUUUGGAUUACCAUUGAACGCUACUUGUGACGUUUUGUUUCGGACUAAAAAUGAAAUUGUGUCGUACUAUUGUUUGAGGAAAUAAAUAUUUAAAAUCUUA
Messenger RNA from Neodiprion virginianus, 2027 nucleotides. RefSeq names its product peroxisomal hydratase-dehydrogenase-epimerase-like. NCBI's taxonomy places the organism in Eukaryota, Metazoa, Arthropoda, Insecta, Hymenoptera, Diprionidae. Gene Ontology annotation, molecular function: oxidoreductase activity, acting on the CH-OH group of donors, NAD or NADP as acceptor. The coding region runs from base 137 to 1888 and encodes 583 amino acids. The record is from RefSeq and is a predicted model, not a curated record. Gene Ontology annotation, cellular component: cytoplasm. The transcript has 14 exons.